AUGCGCGGGGGAGAACGAUCCGACGCAGAUCGUGCUCGUGAUGCUGAACGCCAGCGAAGACGGCGUGCACGUCUGCGUGAAGACAUGGAUGAGGAGCAACGUACGCAGGAUCGUGAGGCGGCACGUAUUCGACAACAACAACGACGCGCACGCAUGAAUGAGGAAAACCGUGAGAGAGAACGGGAGCGAAAUCGUCUUGCGAGAGCGGAGGCCCGUCAAAACGAAGCAUAUCGUAACCGAGAGCGGGAACGAGACCGUAUUGCCAGAAGUGAGGCCCGAGAAGAUGAGGGUUAUCGCAGCCGAGAGCGGCUGCGCUAA
Molecule: messenger RNA, 318 nt
Organism: Zychaea mexicana
Lineage: Eukaryota; Fungi; Mucoromycota; Mucoromycetes; Mucorales; Lichtheimiaceae
Exons: 4
Coding region: 1-318 (105 amino acids)
Source: RefSeq, a predicted model, not a curated record